Messenger RNA from Drosophila willistoni, 1563 nucleotides. RefSeq names its product alpha-N-acetylgalactosaminidase. Gene Ontology annotation, molecular function: alpha-galactosidase activity. Gene Ontology annotation, biological process: glycoside catabolic process; oligosaccharide metabolic process; glycosylceramide catabolic process. The record is from RefSeq and is a predicted model, not a curated record. The coding region runs from base 214 to 1488 and encodes 424 amino acids. Gene Ontology annotation, cellular component: cytoplasm. Lineage: Eukaryota; Metazoa; Arthropoda; Insecta; Diptera; Drosophilidae. The transcript is spliced from 8 exons.
CAGUUACUAAAAAGAACAAAAAUUUGCUUUGUUAUUGUUAUAAAUGAAGAGAACUUCUACAAUACACUGCAUCUCAUAGCAUCACAAAUCACUGCAGCAGCCACGAAACAAAAUUCAUUAGUCACACUUUUGUAAAAGUCAUAACAAAAAGCCAUUAGCAAACAUUUGCCAAAUACAUUCUCAUAUAUUCGAUUAUUUUCACUGUCAUUGGAAAUGGGAAACAGAAAUCUCUGCUCAUUGCCAGUCUCGUUUAUAAUCAGCCUCUUUUGCAUUUGUGUCAAUGUUAAGGGACUUGAUAAUGGACUGGUCUUAACGCCACCAAUGGGCUGGAUGCCUUUUGAGAGAUAUCGCUGCAUGACGGAUUGUGUUAGAUUCCCCAGAGACUGCAUCAGUGAGAGACUUUUUAGGCGCACAGCAGAUCUGUUGGUAUCUGAGGGGUAUGCGAAAGUUGGUUACAAAUAUCUCAUUAUCGACGACUGUUGGAUGGAAAGGCAGCGGGAUACCACUACAGAUGAACUUUUGCCCAACGAAAAUCGUUUUCCCAGCGGUAUGAAUGAUCUCUCUAAUUAUAUACAUAAUCGAGGCUUAAAGUUCGGUUUAUAUCAUGAUGUGGGCUAUAAAACCUGCAUGUAUCAGGGUCCUGGUGCCAUUGAUCAUUUUGAGCUCGAUGCCAAAACCUUUGCCUCAUGGGGAGUUGAUUAUAUUAAAAUGGAUGGAUGUUAUGCAAGUGAGAGAGAUUUAGAUAAGGGUUAUCCGGCGUUUGGUCAAGCAUUGAAUAAUACCAAACGACCAAUGGUCUAUUCCUGCAGUUGGCCAUUCUACAAGUCGAAACCCAACUACCAGCUCAUCAAGAAACAUUGCAAUCUUUGGCGUUUCGCUGAAGAUAUUAAUGAUUCUUACGAAUCUAUAGCCAAUAUUAUGCAAAUCUAUCAUAAGCAACAACAUCUUUUGGCCAAUCAUAGUGGUCCCGGGCAUUGGAAUGAUCCAGAUAUGCUGGUAUUGGGUAACUAUUUUCUCAGUUAUGAUCAAAGUCGUUUACAAUUCGCCAUAUGGGCAGUAAUAGCAGCGCCAUUAAUUAUGACCAACGAUUUGGAGACUGUGCGCCCAGAGAUCAAAGCCUUGCUACAGAAUCGCGACAUUAUUGCCAUAAAUCAGGAUAGACUUGGCAACCCUGGCAAGUGUAUAUUGACCAAACAUAAUUUCCAGAUAUGGGCACGACCAGUGGAACCAAUUAAUGAUAUGGGCAUAGAAUCAUUUGCCAUAGCCUUUGUCAAUCAUGGCGAGUUUCCCCAAUGUCCGUUAUGUCCUCAAACAUACAAUGUUUUCUUAAAUGAGAUGAAUUUAGUCAAUCCAAUGGGUUAUACAGUUGUGGAUUUAUUUAAUGUAAGCAAUGAUUUGGGAUUAUAUAAACCAAGGGAUACAUUUAGCACAAGGAUUAAUCCCAAAGGCGUUAACUUUUACAAGUUUACUGUGGUCAACAUUUAUUAAUCAUUUGCAAUUUUUCCACACCAACGGCAGCAAUGGCCGCUAGUGAAAAAAAAAAAUAAAUAGAAAGAAACCAUA